GGAAGAAGAAACCCAGGCGCUCCUUUUGCGCCUCCUCCUCCUCUUCUUUUUCCAAGCCCCCCUCAGAGCCUCCAAGGGGUCUGCCUGAACCCGCCCACCGCUUGGGAAGGGGGCUGGCUCGGGCCAGACCCCCCCCUCCUCCCUAGAGCUUGAAAUACGGGGGAGGGGCGAGGGAGAGAGGGAGUGGGAGGGAGGAGGCAAGGCAGGCGAGCGGGCGGGAGGCGGACUGAAGCGCUGGAGCCAGAGCCUCCCCGACGGCCCCCACCCGCGGAUAAAGAGGCAGCUCCCGGCUCCGGACGAGCCCCGGGGCUCUCUCUCGGCCUGAGCGGGAGACUCCAGAGCAGCCUCCGAGAGAGCUGCAUCACAAUCUGCAAAAAUUCUUUGCUGCAAAGAAACCGAAGUGAUGUCAGCAGAGGAGGAUGCUGGUGGGGAAGUACCCAGUGGCAGUUUCUGGGAGCCUGGCAACUACAAGAAGACAGUGAAGCGAGUGGAUGAUGGGAACCGGCUGUGUAACGACCUUGUCUCCUGCUUCCAAGAGAGAGCCAAAAUCGAGAAGAACUAUGCACAGCAGCUAACAGACUGGUCUCGCAAGUGGAGGAGUGCUGUAGAGAAGGGCCCUCAGUAUGGCACUCUCGAAAAAGCUUGGCAUGCGUUCCUGACUGCUGCAGACAAACUUAGUGAGAUCCACCUAGAAGUCCGGAACCAUCUGGCUGGUGUAGACUCGGACAAAGUAAAGGCAUGGCAAAAGGAAGCCUUCCAUAAGCAGAUGAUGGGUGGCUUCAAAGAGACAAAGGAAGCAGAGGAUGGAUUUCGUAAGGCCCAGAAGCCCUGGGUGAAAAAACUAAAAGAUGUGGAAAUGGCAAAAAAGAAUUACCACACUGCUCGGAAAGAGGAGAAGACUGCACAGACAAGAGAGAAUCAUGCCAAAGCAGAUUCUUCUCUGUCACAAGAGCAGGCACGUAAACUGCAGGACCGAGUGGAGAAAUGUACACAAGAAGCCGAGAAGUGCAAAGACCUAUAUGAGAAGAUGCUGGAGGAGCUGAACCGCUACAAUCCUCGCUACAUGGAGGACAUGGAGCAGGUCUUUGAGAGCUGCCAGGAUGCUGAGUGCAAACGCUUGUGCUUCUUCAAAGAGAUGUUAUUGGACCUGCACAAUCAUCUUAACCUGUCCACCAAUGAAAGCUUCCAUGCACUUUACCGGGAUUUGCAUCAGGGUAUAAUGAGUGCAGAUGACCAAGAGGAUCUGAAGUGGUGGCGUAAUACCUAUGGGCCAGGCAUGGCUAUGAACUGGCCUCAGUUUGAGGAGUGGUCUUUAGAGACACAGCGGCCAAUCAGCAAGAAAGAGAAAAGUGGCAAGAGUGCAGAAGAUGUGACUUUGACCAGCAUUGUACCUGCAGGAGACGAUGCGAAACAGAGCCCUCCACCAACAAAGCAAAGGUUUUCAUACCAAGAGGAACAAAACAACCACCUCUAUGACACCCUGAGAGCCUCAGCUUGUAUGAAUGGAGGGAAAGAAGAAAUCGCAGAGUGGUCAGAUGAGGACACUCCCAAGAAGUGCCUGGACGUUAAUGGCCAUGAGGACAUAAAGGUACCAGGCGUGCGGGUGCGAGCCCUGUAUGAUUAUACAGGACAAGAGGCUGAUGAGCUGAGCUUUAAAGCAGGAGAAGAGCUCAUGAAGAUCAGUGAAGAGGACGAACAGGGAUGGUGCAAAGGGCGGCUUCUGACUGGCCAAGUUGGACUAUAUCCUGCUAAUUAUGUUGAGAAGGUCGUUUCAUGAUUGCUUCCCCACUCCCCCAUAACGACCUUAAGGUGUGUAGCCUGUGUGCAAUUUCUCCAGAGGUCACCAAAUCAUUGGCCUCUAACUUGCAUCAAAAAACCAUGUGCAAAAAUUUGGACCUUUUUUGCGGUCAUUCUUUUCUUGUAACAUGUACUUCAUUUUAAAUAUCUAGAAAUAUGGUGAUCUUUUUUUCUAAUAAAGUAUAUAAAAAUG
Molecule: messenger RNA, 1990 nt
Organism: Anolis carolinensis (green anole)
Lineage: Eukaryota; Metazoa; Chordata; Lepidosauria; Squamata; Anolidae
Gene: pacsin3
Product: protein kinase C and casein kinase substrate in neurons 3
Exons: 11
Coding region: 404-1777 (457 amino acids)
Biological process (GO): cytoskeleton organization; regulation of endocytosis; plasma membrane tubulation
Cellular component (GO): endosome; plasma membrane; cytoplasm
Molecular function (GO): protein binding; phospholipid binding
Source: RefSeq, a predicted model, not a curated record